AUGCGACUGGGUCCACACGAUCUGCUCGAGUACAAUGCAAUAUACAAAGUGCUAAUCUGCCGAGAUUGCCACUACGCUAUUCAGAAAAAUGCGCUGGGAAGCCACUUGCUCCGCCACAAAAUUUACCGUGAAGAAAGACAACGCUUACUGUCCACCAUUAACGGCCUUGACAUCGUUGAACCGGAUGAUCUUCCCCUGCCCAACGCAAAUACACUACCGGUUGAUACUCUACCUGUGGUAUCUGGGCAUUGCUGUACUGUGGCUGGAUGUGGACAUCUCUGUGCCAGCUCUAAACGCAUGAGACGCCACUGGAGCGAUGCCCAUGGCGUCAAUGGAUCAAAUAAUUUUUCCUCUCUUGCACGCGCAGUAAAGCUUCAGACAUUCUUCCGCGGUACGAAACUUAAGUAUUUCGAGGUCUCGGCGACAAGCAGCAAUGCCGAGUCACAGCUUUCCGAUGAUAAGAUUGGAUAUGGUAGAGAGGGCUCUACGCUGAACGCAGCGCCAUCACCAGCACAGUCUACGCCAAACUCCGAGCCUUGUCCUGCGGUGGACCUAGAAACAUUGAUAUAUUUUCAUCAUUUCAUCACUGCAACGAAACUGUCACUUCCUGGGGCCGUGGACUCUCUACCGUCGUCACAAUACUGGGAGAAAGACAUCAUUCCACUGGCUCUACAGCGACGGUGGCUAAUGUGCGGAUUACUGGCCAUUUCCGCGUACCAUUUAGCCACGUUCGAGGAUGAGACAACAGCACAAAAAAUUCACCGUGAGCGGGCGGCAAAGUUUAAUUCCGAAUUCUUUGCCGGGUUCAACAUGAUAACCAACGAUGAUACGAAUACAAUGGCCACCGAGGCUUUCCAGAAAGCAAACAAGGCAGGAAUACAAAUCAGAAGCAUCCUGAACUGCAUACAAUGGACUUUAAAUGGAUUCACUAUGAGCCAAGAGACUACCCCAGGUCCUGCAACCUUUUCUCAGCUAGAGUCCAUACUACAAGGCAUUCGAAGUUCUGUUUCUUCUGAAUCGGUGACGUCUUUAUGCAAAGAUCAGAGCAGGGAUGAGGGCUCUCAGAGAGCCUUAGAUAAGAAUGGCUCCUUAGAAAACGACAAUGCACGGACUAUGCUACUCAACCAUAUUCAUAUGCUUCCGUACCGCAUGGCAGAGAUUUUCGGAAAACCAGAUCAUGAUCAAGAUGCUCCAGCCAUUCUGCUCGCCAUUGAAGCCUUGUUCAAAUGCUGUAUUAGCAGUUUUGAAUCUGAUGAUUUGUUAGGAGUGUGGCAGUGUAUGGCCGCAUGGCUGAUUAAGACACCGGAUCAUUUCAACCGUAUGGUAUCGCUCCAAAACUCAGCCGCGCUUGUUGUUCUAGCCUACUGGGCCGCCAUUCUGGUUGAACGAGCCGAAAGUCGUGGGGUUUGGUUUAUACAUGGCCUCCCCAGGAGAAUAUUGUUACAGAUUCGGGAGCAUCUUUCUACAGAUGAUGCGGCUUGGGCUUUAGUUCAAGAAAUGAUGGUAUGA
Penicillium waksmanii is the source of this 1509-nucleotide messenger RNA. RefSeq lists its product as uncharacterized. The transcript has a single exon. The coding region runs from base 1 to 1509 and encodes 502 amino acids. NCBI's taxonomy places the organism in Eukaryota, Fungi, Ascomycota, Eurotiomycetes, Eurotiales, Aspergillaceae. The record is from RefSeq and is a predicted model, not a curated record. Gene Ontology annotation, molecular function: DNA-binding transcription factor activity, RNA polymerase II-specific. Gene Ontology annotation, biological process: regulation of transcription by RNA polymerase II.